This is a messenger RNA of Centrocercus urophasianus (Greater sage-grouse), 4068 nucleotides long. RefSeq lists its product as uncharacterized. The transcript has 7 exons. The record is from RefSeq and is a predicted model, not a curated record. NCBI's taxonomy places the organism in Eukaryota, Metazoa, Chordata, Aves, Galliformes, Phasianidae. Bases 2340 to 3347 code for a protein of 335 amino acids.
AGGGGCAGAGCGACGCCGGGGGGCUUUUCAGAGGAAAUCAGAGGGCUGAGAGCGGCCUUUCGAGAACCGUAGGCAGUGACUUCCCAAUUCUUUUUUCUCACUUAAAGACAAUAAUUUUGGAGACGUGCAGCGAAUGCCAUCUAACCCCCCCGGAACCGCUGCGACAGCAGCAGGUAGCGAUUCUGACGGACCGGUUUGUUCUCUGAGUUGUCUUCCCUCGUUAGAGGGCUGGCUGAAAUUGGGGACGCCCCAAGAGGCAGGAGAGCCUGCCUGAAGCCACGGAGUCGAUGUGCAAAGAUCCGGGGCGAGAAAUAAACGCAGGAGCGAGCCGCUUUGGCUCUGCAGGAAUUACAUCACCCGCCGGGAGCGCCGGGAGCGAACCGCAUCUCCUGAGCUGCACCCAGGCACGCCGAGUUGGACUCAAUGACCCUGACAGGUCCUUCCAUCUCGGGUUAUUCUGUGAAACAAGAGAUCCGAUGUCUGAGCAGAGCAUUCCUCACGGCCUCUUCCCCACCUGGAGACGUGGGCCAGGACGUGGGGAACGAGGCGCCGCCCAGCGUCACCCCACGAGAGCCACCAAACCUACGUCUGCCGGGCUCCAGGCCCGCGCUCGUUCCACGUGCCCACGGUGCUUCCAUCCACGGUAUUUCCAAAUGCUGCUUUUCUCCUUCAGGGUCGGUGGGAUCCUCGGCCCGCAGCGACCGCCGUGCGGAGCGCAGCUGCCCUCUUCCACCACGAAAAGAGAAGGGGGAAGGCUCUCUGGAAACAACGCUUGGCUCCAGCGGCUGCGUGCGGAACCCGCUGUCGCAUACAUGUGUAGGAUAUGCAAACAGCCACGCGUGCGGCUGUAACGGGGAUGCGUUCACCCACACCGAAAGCAAAAAGCGAGAACCGAGGCGAAGGAAAACGCCACGGAACCACACAGGUGGAUGACGGGGCAGGUCCGGAAAGCGAGCAGCGAGGAAUGCAUUCGACACCAUUUAAGAAGGGAUUUUGUGUGCGUGUCUCUACCGAAGUGUGACUUCAGAGACUCUCUCAGUGCGCGUACAGGCGAAGGCUCCCCGCCAGCAGCGCCCUCCAUGACAAACGCGUGCAAAUCCUCCCGUGCUCCCCAAGAGAAACCUUCCCCCGGACCCCCCUCCGUCAGCAGCAAGCCUCCCGGGGCUGCGUUUGCACAACGCCGCCGCUUCCAAAGCAAACAGACACCCCCACACCGCAGCGGCUAUUCCAUAUUGAGGCGCAUCAAUAAAACGUGAUUUACAGCGUCGUCACUGGAACGUUUUGUCCUUAUCGAGCUCGAGAUAAGAUAGGAGGCAUUGAGAAAGGCUCGUUAAAGCGCAGUCCGGCCGUCGGCACGUUAACGAACUUGCUUUUCAAAGCUUAUUAGCGAAGAGGCAACCGGUAUAAAGGAACAGCUUGCAGGAGCGGGCGUGAGCUGGGAGAGGGAGAGCGGCGGUUACACCAUCGCUUCUACCUUCGAGAAGCGCACUUGUUUUACGAUCCUGAAUUAUUCCAGAGCUCCCGCGCGGACGAAGAGCUCGCCGGGCUCCUCCCGCCCCUAUCUUUCUCUGCUUCAAAGUGCAACGGGAGUAUUUCAGAAGCUGCCGGGAGUUUUGCCUCCUCUAGGAGCGCCCUGAAGCGGUACUCGUUUGUCAGGGGGAGGUUCGCAGGGCAGAGAGCCCGGCGAUAUCGACAGGGAAGGCCUUGUGCGAGGAAGCACCAAACCGUGCGCUGCAAGGAGACGGCUUUGCAGCACGCAGCCUCACAACCCUCGGCGCGCAGCCCAGUUUUCAGCCUCUGAGCCCCUCCGGCACCGACAGAACGCCGAGUCACAUCCUUCAGGGUGAAGCUCCGGUGAGGAUCAGCCCAAAGAACUGAGGGGCUGCGGAAGCAACGGGACGGCAGAGGCGAGCUCUGGGGGUCCGGGCCAGCAAGCUCCCUCGGCCCCGGACUCCAGGGGCUCCCGGCCUGCAGGAGGAGGAUCCUUCUGCUCUGCUCUUGGGGUCAACGCAGUGCUGCUGCUGGACUCCCCAUCUUCUUUUUCUGGGCGUUAGAACAGGGCCGCUCCCUAAGAGCAGGCACAGCCCUGGGGGUGCCCACAGCCCCCGUGGGUUUGUAGGGACCUCAUCCCCUCCCGGUCGCAGCGGCACGGUCGAGCAGGAUGGUUCCCCGGUCCCCAGCCCUCCUGCUGCUGGGGUUGAGGAGCAACACGGGGCAGCUAAAAUGAAAGCAGUGCCCGAGGCGUGUGUGUGUGUGUGUGUGUGUGCGCUUUAUUUCACUUGAUCUGCUUUUUUCUUUCCAGUUCCCUGUUGCAGUAUGAGGCGCUUUGCAGGAGGGGGAUGAGCCUGGAGCUGCGAGGUUCCCUCAGCACUUGGACGGCAGAGAAUCGCAGGACCGUAGGUGUGGGAAGUGACCUCCGGAGAUCAUUAAGGCUAACCCCUCUGCAAAGCCUUCGUCAGAAGAGAUGCUCCAGGCCCCGUAUCGUCUCAGCAGCCUUCAGCCGGACUCUUUCCAGGAGAUGGAUAUUUUUUUUCUUAACGAGCCCCAGAAUGGGGCACAGGACUGCAGGUUCCCAGCUCAUCCAGGUCCCGCCGACGGGCAGCAGAGCCUCGAGGCGCAUCAGCAGUUCUUCCAGGCUUCGUACCAUCGGUGUAGUUGCUGCACAGCCCCCUCCAUCAGGGUCACCGAGGAAGAUUUUUGCGUCGGCUCCCACCGGACUCGGUGCCGCCGAUCAGCCAGUUGUCGGCCCACCGCCUCGUGCACUCAUCUACUGGGAUGUCGCGGGAGGAGAAAGUUCAGCAGGGUUUCUGAUAGGAGACAGAUGGCAUCCCCCGGUCUUUAUCCACGCGGCUGGCGAUGCCGUCACGGAAGGCGGCGAGGGCCUCGAUGCGGGGGUCCCCCAGCAGCAGCCCCUCAGCGGAGGUUUGAGGAGGCUUUCUUCCCGCAGGGGCAGGGCGAAGGCACUCGGAGCUCCGCAGAGCGAGGUCCCAGCGCAGCCCGCGUCAGGGAGGAAGGCCAGCAGCUCCGUCCUCAUCCCCCAUCAGGGAGGCGGGGUGACGGAGCCGGGCGUCGCAGGCGGUCGGGCAGGGAGCACAGCGGACCCAACAGGCGUCUGCGGGACAAUUUUCGGCGAGCGGCGUCGGCGGUGGGUAACCCCAGCUCCCCCGAGUCCCUGCGGAGCGUUUUACACUCGUCCUUUUCCUUUGCAGACCGUAAGAGGAGCAGCAGAGGCAGCGCUGACGGGCGGCUCGGGCGACAGGCGCCGGUCUUCCGAGGCGGUCCCCGCGCAUCUCGGGUCGCGGAGCUGCGACAGGACCGGGGCUCCCCGCGUGAGUAGGAGGACUUAAGCUGCUGCUGCUUGGAGUGCUGCGGUUCCCCUGCUGCUGCCUCGAGCUUACCGUGGACGAGUGGUUGAUUUUGUCUGCGGGAAGAUGUGCGUGUGAAUACCUACUGUCUCCAAUUGCGGGCGGUGCCUUACUGGUGGUUUGAGGCUUUCGGGUGCCUGGGGAAAGCUGCUCUGUUCCAGCUUGAAGUCGUGUUCUGGAAUGAGAGGGAUUCUUUGCUCUGGGGAGAGAAAAAAGCAAAAACAAAAACAAAAAACCACAAUUGGCGAGUCAGUUCUAAGGGGAAAAAAUUAAGGGCUUCAAAACCUGAUCUUAAUGUAAUGGAUAAAGAAUUAAGUGUAUGUAUCUGUAUGUGUGAGAUGAUGUAUAAAGAAUUAAUAUGUAUUAAGAUGUAUAAAGAAUUAAGUAUCUGUAUGUGCCUCUGUAACAGUCAACUGUGACAAAUGACACUGCGAUUCUGCAGCAGAACUGUGCUACCUGAGCGAGUUCUUCUUAACGAGCUAACCAGUCAUUUGUUAGUGUGCUUUUUUCUUUACCUUUUGCUGAGCCCUGUUCCUUGACUUAAGUGAAAUUUUUCAGAGACGGAUUCUAAGAAGAUGGGGUGUUCUCUGAUGGAAGAAGCUGAGCUGCGACUUCUCGUUUAGCUGUGAAUGUGUAGCUUACCGGCUUGCUUUAACUGUCGCUUGCUAACUGCCAAUAAAGUUUCUGCUAAUCCUAAGUAAAA